UGAGCCCUUCCGGCACCCGUCGCGCCGGAAGAGCACUCUGCGGAAAAGGGCGGGUUCCGCAUGAGAAGGCGGCUGAUUUGAAAAGUGACAGCGGUUGGUGUUUUUUGGUUGAUUGCUUGGCUACUAUCUGCUCUUCCCGGAGCUUCUGGGACCGCAGGAGGAGACUCCCACAAUGGAAACCUUGUCAUUCCCCAGAUACAAUGUAGCUGAGAUUGUGGUUCAUAUUCGCAAUAAAUUACUAACAGGAGCCGAUGGCAAAAACCUCUCUAAGAAUGAUCUUUAUCCAAACCCAAAGCCUGAGGUCUUAUACAUGAUCUACAUGAGAGCUUUACAAAUAGUGUAUGGGGUCCGGCUGGAACACUUCUACAUGAUGCCAGUGAACGCAGAAGUCAUGUACCCACAUAUAAUGGAGGGCUUCUUACCAGUCAUCAAUUUAUUCUUUCAUCUGGAAUCCUUUAUGCCCAUCUGCCGCGUGAAUGACUUUGAGAUUACUGAUAUUGUGUAUCCAAAAGCAAAACGGACAAGUCGGUUUUUAAGUGGCAUUAUCAACUUCAUUCACUUCAGAGAGUCUUGCCGGGAGACGUAUGCAGAAUUUCUUUUGCAAAAUAAAUCCCCUAUGGACAAAAUGCAGCAGUUAAACAGUGCGCACCAGGAAGCAUUGAUGAAACUGGAGAAACUUGAUUCGGUUCCAGUUGAAGAGCAAGAAGAGUUCAAGCAGCUUAUGGAUGACAUUCAAGAGCUGCAGCACUUGCUGAACCAGGAGUUUAGGCAGAAAACGACAGUGCUGCAGGAAGGAAAUGCCCAAAAGAAAUCUGAUAUUUCUGAGAAAACCAAGGGUUUGAAUGAACUAAAGUUGUCAGUGGUUUCUCUGAAAGAAGUUCAAGACAGCUUGAAAAGCAAAAUUGUGGACUCUCCAGAGAAGGUGAAGAACUAUAAAGAGAAGAUGAAAAACACUGUCCAGAAGCUCCGGAAUUCUCUGCAAGAAGUGAUGGAGAAGUAUGAAAUCUAUAGAGACUCUGUGGAUUGCUUACCUUCUUGUCAGCUGGAGGUGCAGUUAUAUCAAAAUAAAAUACAAGACCUUGCAGAUAACAGGGAGAAGCUAAGCAAUAUCUUAAAGGAGAACCUGAACUUGGAGGACCAGAUUGAAAGUGAUUCAUCAGAACUAAAGAAACUAAAGACUGAAGAAAAUUCCCUCCGAAGACUGAUGACUGUAAAGAAGGAGAAGCUUGGCACCACGUGCUUUAAAAUGAACAAGAAGCGAGAGGACUGGGGGCAGUACAAGCGGACAGUGAUCGAAGGCUGCAAUAAAGUUCAAGAAGAAAGAGGUGCUGUCUGUGAGCAAGUGACCACCAUUAAUCAAGAGAUCCAGAAGAUUAAAUCUGGGAUUCAGCAACUAAAAGAUGUUGUGAAAAAGGAGAAACUGAAGUCCCAGGAAAUCUUUGUAAACUUGAAAAGUGCUCUGGAGAAGUACCAUGAGCGCAUUGAGAAGACAACAGAGGAGUGCUGCACCAAAAUAGAAGAGAAGACUGCAGAGCUCAAGAGGAGGAUGUUCCGAGAAUGUUCAGCACAGGCUGCCCUCCAGUAAACUGCCUUUCAUUCCUGUUUGCUUAGUUACAGUGACGCUAAUAGAAGUACCAGUGAUGUCAGCUAACUAAUGUGGAUGCCGUUGUUUCCCAUUUGUCUUUGGUGUCCUUUUCUAUGUGAUGUGCUUCUUGUGUUGUUUUCUUGGUGCUGGGGAGAGAACUCAGGGCCUUGUAGGCUACACUGAACUGCUUCCCCAGGUUCCAACAUGCCAUGUAUUAUAGGCUUUUUUUACAAUUAAAAUAACUUGUACAGCUUUUAUGUCCCUAAUUAUCUCUUUUUGUAUGUACUGGUUGGAAUAAAUAGAAACUGUUAUUGUA
Cricetulus griseus (Chinese hamster) is the source of this 1901-nucleotide messenger RNA. Lineage: Eukaryota; Metazoa; Chordata; Mammalia; Rodentia; Cricetidae. The record is from RefSeq and is a predicted model, not a curated record.